AACUGAACUUGAACCGCUAACCCACCAUCCCUGCGAAACCUCCCCAAACCUUUCAUUUCUAUCCGCUGUCUUUGAAUUUGAUAUUUUGAGAAAUUGUGGCUUGUGUUGUUCAGAAAAGUUCCAAGCAGCGACUCAGUGCAGGAAAACAGCAUGCUGAGCUCAAGAUCACUCGUACUUCCGACCGACCUCGACUCCGGUACGGUCGACAUGAUGAACAUCAGAACACCUGGAAAAGCUUUUCAUAAGACGCCAGGGAAGACGAUCGCGAGGAAUAGGGCUACACUACAAGAAAACGCGGCGUAUUAUGGUGGUGCUAUGACUGUGAAUAGGAAGGGCAAAGCGGUAGCACAUACACCAUCCCGCCCUGCCAUUUCUCCUCGAAAGGGCCUGCAGACGGUAGUAAAGCCAAGCAUUAUUGUGUCUCGACCACUAGGCGACAAGACACCGUUUCCUAAUCGUCAACAGAACGUACCUCCUCUACAUACACCUGCUCUCCAAACUGCCAAGAUUGCAAAGCUGUCCUUGCUUGACCAUGAACUCGUUCAAACUCCUGGGCAUUUGCUUCGACCUUCGUCGAACAGAAAGAGUUUGCGAGCACCACGGGCAAGUGGAAGUGGUGGAAAGCGCAAUGUGUUCAAGACCCCAGUAACAAAUGGGAACCAUUGGGAUGUCAGCGACGGCGACAUCCAGGUCGAACUGAGCGAUGCCCAGGCGGAAACGGAAGAAAUAGUUGAGGACUACGAUGAGAUUGAAUACAUGCCACCGAAAGUCCCUGAACAACCUUACGAGCCCUUAUUUCCUAUGCCGGAUUAUAAGGUCCUUGGCAGAAACCUGCUUUGUCUUGCCCAUUCGAGCUACGUCGACGACGCUGCCGAGUUGCAUUUCUCUCGUCCUAUUGACAACGAGAUCGAUUGUGGUCAACUCCUUCAAUCAACUGGUGCAUUCAACUGGGACCAAUCACCUCUUCCUCCGUUAGAAGCUGAAGGGAACCCAUUUGAGUCUGUCACAAUCAAACCAACUGUAUCCAAAUCUAUAGCGAAGCCUCUCAUUCGUUCCACCACAACUACUGCGAUUCCCAACCCACCAACUACCCGAGCCGCUGGUUCUCGUGUCCCUGCUUCGAGACCAAUAUCAAAACUCUCAACCCGUCCCGCUUCAUCUACGUCUACACGCCCCCCAUCGGUGGCGUCGUCGACACGUCCUGGAUCUGCACCGUCAUCGCGUGUUCCUUCGAGGACAACUAGUACUGGUACUAGCAUGGUCACGAAGUCCAGCCCAGGUUCCUCUACAAACAAACUACCAACCCCUCCUACAACGAAACGUGUUGUAUCCACGACUGGUACUUUCCGGAAACCUACCGCGACGCCGACGCAGAACGCUCUAGCGCCAACGAAGAAGUCUGCUCCGGUGAUUCCUCGGGCUGCACAUACCAGGACCCCAUCGGUAGCACCUGCAGGGCCUAACAGAACUGCGCCCGGUGUCAUGACACGGUCACGAUCUCUGACAGUUCCUAGGAGUACCGUGGGCAGGUCAAAAAAUUCCUCUCCAGCUCAGGCUGAGAAAGAAGACCCGUUAUUUACGCUUGAAGAUGACCACGAAAUAUCCUUGCAUGAAGAUUUUCACUUCGAUGUUUGACUUCGUUAGGCAUACAAAGCCCUGGAUUCGUUCAUCGUAUAUUCGCAUCUUCAAAUUUGUUUGUUACGCAUCUAUCAUUCGCUAUGCACAACAUGCAGAUAUGCCAUCCUUGUACGUCCUAGCGAGUCAGCUCUAGACUAUGCCAACAGAAACUACAGACACUAUUCAUGCAUUGACAAUACAGUAUGAGAGUCUUACCACUAUUACAUCUAUAUUCACAGGAUGUUGAGUCAGAAUCAGCAGUCGUAGAGGGAAGACUUACCAGCCAGUCCCACCAUUUCUCCACCCAGUUCCUUGGUGGGGGCUCGUCAUAGCUAUAAUGAAAGACACGUCAGUUCAG
Messenger RNA from Somion occarium, 1975 nucleotides. The record is from the annotation of a GenBank genome assembly. Lineage: Eukaryota; Fungi; Basidiomycota; Agaricomycetes; Polyporales; Cerrenaceae.